Molecule: messenger RNA, 5554 nt
Organism: Thunnus maccoyii (southern bluefin tuna)
Lineage: Eukaryota; Metazoa; Chordata; Actinopteri; Scombriformes; Scombridae
Gene: c15h6orf136
Product: chromosome 15 C6orf136 homolog
Exons: 7
Coding region: 441-1724 (427 amino acids)
Source: RefSeq, a predicted model, not a curated record
GCGCUGUUCCUGUAUCCAGUUCACUUUAUACAUUCAUGGUUUGGCCGGGCAAGGAGAACUUGGAUAGUGGCCAUUUCUCCCACAGCAGUGAAGGCAGCAUUACGACCGGUUGCGUGUGGCGCGUUUGGCCGGACAAGGACACAUAGGGCUGGGGUGACAUUCGCGUAAGUUAGCUAAGUAAUGCUUACUAGUAUGUUACAAUCGUUAAUCUGCCUGUGACGACUGUAUAAAGCCUGACUUGGAGAACCACUGCAUCUACACUGACUUCAGCGGGUUUUCGUCCGUAAAAGGUUUGUCGGGGUGGAGAGCUUGUUGCUGUAGAUGGUAAUUAUCUACACUCAGUCCAUCUGACGGAGCCGGUCCGUGUGGCUUUGCGGUGUCCUCUGUGCUGCGGGUGAUGGUCAGCUGGUGACUGGGGUAACUCUUGGCCCCUGUGGUGAAUGGCUGUGAGCAGAGGGGGUGUCGCCUUCUGGGUGGGUUGUGUCCGCAGCCAUGGCAGAAGGCAACCCAUCACGAACCAGAGCUUGAGUCUCAGUCAGGUGGUCGACUUGCAGUGGAUCUAUCAGACACGCGCCCUGAGCAGUGCAUCAUGGGCCUUGGCGCCCCCCAACAGCCUGAGGUAUCAGAACGUUAAGCAGCCUGUCUUGUCCCACCCAUUCCUUCAUGCCAGCCAGCCACACAGAGGUGCUUGGUAUGAGGAGGACUGGGAGGAGACUUCGCUCAGCAUGUGCGUGCUGGUGCGACAGGGUGAGUCAGGUGGCCUGCACACCCUGCUGGAGAUCCCUUUGUUCGGUCAGAAUAAAUUAGCAGAGCUCCUCCUUCCAGGGGCUCACAAGUCCUCAGAGUUCUCCUUCCCCCUGACUACGGUGGAUGGCAGUAGAGAGGAUGACAUUAACGUCGACAGCUUCAAGAGAAAUAGUGGUGACGCUGUAAAAAGAGAACAUGGAUGUUUCAGAAGCCUGUUUGAAGCAGAGAGGUGUCCUGCACCCUUCAUGUAUGGCUCUCAGUUUUAUUGUUUCCAUUGCCCGGGAACAGAGCCAGCGUCUAGUGUGUGCGGGCUGAAAUCUAGACAGGAUGUUGGACUUGAGAACAAGCCUGUGGAGCUGCCUCUGCUGUGUCCUACCUCUCUGUGUAGCCAUGCACAGAGAGCAGAGGGGGGACACACUGAAGGAAAAAGUGAAGGAGAAGAGAAACUGGCCGUGAUGUAUGAAAGGCUGAGGAUAGAGCUUCCAAAUUUCUUUACGAAGAAACAUGACUACACCAUGUACUCAAAUGAUAUGGAAUUCAUCAAUGGACUUAUCAAUACCAAGACCAGAGGCCGUGCGGUGUACCAGCUCACGCUCUCCCUGUGGCGCUUCCUGUUUCUGUGUUACUACACCAAGGCCUGGCUGGAGGUGCUGAAGCUGACCAAGCACAUGGAGGAUGGGACCAUUAAGGCUCGCUGGAGGGUCAGGGGCCUUCCCUUCCACUCUCUGUUGCUGCGCUUCUACCGCAAAGACAAAUCUCACCUGUACAGGUCAUAUGAUGCAUUCUCUACUUUUUACAUUGGGCAGGAUGGACUCAUUCACUGUCAUAAAGUUGAAAAAGUGAUGCCAGCUCAGCCCCCUGUCCUGCCCAGGGUAACGUCCAUCCUGGCGGGGGCUCUGGUGGCUCUAGGGGUGCAGGAGCACCGACCUGCUCUCAACCUGCUGCCCCUCCUCCUGUCCUCGCUGCGACAGGACUGAAACGGAAAAAAGGAUGAUGAUUAGAGGAGUAACGGCCAGUGGAAUCAACAGUGUGUCUAAGGUCCAUGCCACUCUUACAGGUUUCAUUCAUUCUCAACAUAGGAACAUUUAAAAAUGGAAAAUUCAGCUCUGUGUCCUGAAAUCUCAUAUUGUUGCCUCUGAAUUAAUUAUAGUCAAGACUUCAUACUGGUUUUUAUUUUUCUAAUUUUAGUGUUAUCAUUUGAAAUAAUUUUAGAUGUUAACCUGAUCGCAUGUCUGGGUUAUCAGAUGUCACAUGUGUCUUCUCUAUGACAGUCAGCCCACAGCCACUGUAAUAAAAGAUUUAACAGAUUUUGAUAACAUUUUUUGUUCAAAUGUUUAUGCAACAAUUUGAAAUUUGAGGAUGUGAAACUAAAACUUUUAACCUGAAGUCAACAUUAAACAGAUCCAACAUUAAAGAGAAUAAAGAGGCUGCCUGAUACAGAACAUGAUGAACUUCAUGAUGUAGCUCUUAAGACUCGACAUGAGGAACAAUGCAAAGGGUAAAGCUAGAGGUGCUCUCAUACUCUUAUGUAACAUGUCAAAUCCAAAUUGCAUGAUACAAAACAAGCACCUGCCAAUUAAAAAAACUUCCUCCUCCAUAAUGGAAUAUUUCAACGUUUGGGAAAUGUUUGUAUUUGCUUUCAGUAACACUUCUUUGCUAUUUCUUGUUUCCUUGAAAGAACAAUGUACUCCGGUACUAAUUAUAGAGGAACUGACAGUACACAUAGUAAACUCUUUUCUGAAGCUACACUGAAGUAAUUUCAUAGUUGAGAGAGUUUUGAUUUGAACGGUUGAUUUCCAGAACAAUUUCCUUCUUAAAGAAGAACUAAAAUCUUAAUGACUUAUCGACUUAAUGACUGUUCUCCAGAUUUGUUGAAUUGUUUGCAUUUAAUUUACAACUACACAGAAAUACAACUUUUACUAACCAUGUCCUGACUCCAGCACCGUACCUCAUCCACAGAUUGAUAUCCAUCUUUUCGUCUCAUUUUCUGAAAGAAAGAGAAAAUGCAUGUUUCCCAAAAUGCUGAACUAUUCCUUUAAAUAGCCCAUCCAUUAUCACAGUGGCUUCAUGAGGAUAUUUGGGGUAUAUGAUUUAGGGGCUUAGAUAUGUCAGUUAUUUAUCUAAGCCACAGUAUUUGUUACCUCCGCAGACACCCUGCAUAAUACAGACUCACAUCAUUUAUCUGUGUUGCUAGAUUAAAAAUGCAUCACAAAGCUAAAUUCUCAGACAUAGGAACGCCUGAUUACUGAUGUGCAAUGUUUGAAAAAGAGAUUAUGGUGUUUUCGUGACACUUAGUCAGCCUGUUUGAACUGGAGUGAGAAAGAAACUUGCCAAAGGUUUACUCAGGAGGUUUUCAGCCAUUAACAGUGGAUUCCGCCUGUCCGCCAUGUAGCACUCCCAGUACGUGUAGAAUAUAAUGCGGUGAAGAAUACACAGACUGAAACUUGUGAAAACUCUUCUUAGUACCAUUAGAGAAACGAUUUGAGACACAUCUUGUUAGAUAUGGGAGGACUGUGUGGUGAAAGGGUGUUGGGAUGUGAUACAAAGCCUUUUUGUGUAAACUGCUGCUUCUUUCACAGGUGAGGUGCAUGCUGUGUACCUCUGGUUGAGUUCAUUUCACUAAAUAUGCUCACAGACAGAAACUGAAACUGGUGCAGAGGUUUCAGCAGGAUCAAUGUUGGGCUCAGAUUACAAGAGUUCAUAAGACCUGAAGGAUGUUAAAAUCAGACUUUGUUACACACAUACACGGACAUUUAAUAGAUUAUAUGCAAGGAUACUUUUUCCCCAUACACAGACCAUAGUGAGCAUGCUUAAAAAUGUGGAAGUGUGAAAAUGUUUUUCUGUGUGCGUGUCCAAUGAGCAUCUUUCAUAGGAAUGAAUGGGCUGCCAUUUUGGAACAUGGUGAAGUUUUUCUUGAUACAUCUGUGCUCCACAAACCAACCACGACCACGUACUGACCAAUCACUGCGUGGAGUGGGAGUGAUUGUUUGAUUGUGUUUGAUUUCCACCUCUGUCUGUCCCUCAAAGGUCCUUUCUCCUCCUCUCUGUAGCCUCUCAUUGUCUCUUUUAUCCAAAGAAGAGAUAUUCAUUCUUGCAAAUAUCAAACAGAUUUAAUUGCUGUGGCCCUGAUUGUGUCUGAUAGACUUUCUGGAUGUUAAAAUGUGAUCAGAAAUUCUGAACUGAACAUCAGAGCUUUCCUGCGUAUCUUUAUAGAGGAAAAGUUAGGGUUAAUCAGCCUGAAUAUCUUCUAAUCUGAGCCCAGCAUACAGUGGUAGUAGUUCUGAAUGGAAGCUAUGGUGACUGUGUGGAGGUCAGCUGUAUGGUCUGACACAGCUUUGUGUGUGUGUGUGUGUGUGUGUGCGUGCGUAUAUAUGUGUGUGAGCUGUGUUUGGAGAGGUGAAAGCAACUGAAUUGCCCGCUUAAAAAAAAAAAAAAAAAAAAGCCAUUGCAAACCAUUAGAGAUGUGUGCUGUGACUGUUGAAAAUUAUUUUUUCAAAUGAUCAUUUUUAAGACAUGAUAAAGCACCUUGGCCACAUUGGGGCCAACCACAGACCUGUGCUGCAGACUGAAAGUAACAGUCAACAAAACACUGGCCGUCCAUUCAUUUCCAAUAGAGCUGAACAAAUAGACCAACAGGCUUGUCUUUUGAGAAAACUUGCACUUCACAUCAAUCAUCUUGUUUCCCACCAGUGUAGUUAAAUGAACAAUUGUCCUGGCAAGUACUGUAAACACCAUAAACUAUGCAUAGAGGCUACCAUGGUCAGUUUGGGAGAAUUUGAUACUGUGGGAGAUCAACCUAAAUGCACACAGUGUUUGUUUUGUUCCUUAUUAACAACACAAAAAAAUGGUGGGGGGUGGGGGGGGCUCUGAGAAAAACGAAAGGUGUUGCUGUAUGUAAAGGUGUUACCGGUGAUACACGGUGUCAAAUAAAAGACUCUAAUUUGUAAAAUACUAAGCCUAUUAUCAAUACUUAGUCGGACGACGGACGCUACAAUUAUAAACUGAAAGUGUCUGCAGCUGUUAGUGAGUAGCUGCUCUUAUGGCUCCCUGGGUCUUGGUACUUGUUUUCAGCAGAAACUCUCCUGCUCUCGCCUGCUCAGCCUACUCUGAUGGUAGGCAGGUUACUACGGUAGCUGCAGCCUCACUGCCCAACACACACUCUCUCUCUCUCUCUCUCCCUGGAUUAUUCUCUGGAUUAUUGUAUUGCCAGCAAAGACAGAUGACACACUGGCUACUCACUCAGAUGUUUGGAACAUGAAUGGAUGGAGUCUUGCUGACUGAGUUACUCAGUGUGAAUACAUGGUUAUAGACUAUACGGUGUGUACAUAUUUACUUCAGGUCAGGCCUUUUCUAAUGCCCCUUAGAAAAGACCUGACCAGAAGUAAAUGUAUGACUAGAGAAAUACAUCCCUGUUAGUCAUUUAACGCUGAAUGCAAAAGAAUCUCUGUGUAGAAGCAGUUUCCAUUGAACAUUUGCUUUGGUUGUGAAGAUGUACCUAAAUGAGUAGCUGUAUAUACUCAGUCUGGAUGCUGAAGCGUUUGUUGUAAUUUCACAGUAAGAUUUCACACAGCAGCUUGCCUGCUUGACAAUAGUUAGUGCUUGUUCAAACCGGCCAAUAAAGCAUGCUGUAACAGUAGCUGUGGUACAUCACAGAAUGAAUAUCCUCUGGUGUGUAUUUAUCAGUCAUAUCUGUAUAGAAACAUGACUUGUCAGAUUCUGUGUUGCUUAACUUCCACAUGUACUACUGCAAUAACUCCUGUGAAUCCUGGUUAUGUGAAUAAAAUAAAAUAAACACAUGAUGAUUAAA